Messenger RNA from Durio zibethinus, 1710 nucleotides. The record is from RefSeq and is a predicted model, not a curated record. NCBI's taxonomy places the organism in Eukaryota, Viridiplantae, Streptophyta, Magnoliopsida, Malvales, Malvaceae.
AUUUUGAGAUCUCAUUGCACUUUUAAUGCAACGAAAUUCUCUUCUUUUUUGACUAAUUGCAUUACAGGUGCAUUUGAAUAGCACCUUAAGGUAUAAUUAUUUUAUCAAGAGCAAAGCGAUAAGCAAGCAAACACAAGCCAGCUUUACUCUUGAAUAAAUACCUUCCCAACACAUUAAAUUGCACAACACAUUUUAUUUUUUUUCUUAUUAAAAAGUUUUUGAGAAAACCAAAAUCCAAUAAAUAAAUAAAUAAAAGAGAAAAAAAAGGCAUCCAUGCUAAUCGCAAUCAUGUGCCAUGGAUGUCACUAUCGCUCUCCUCCACUUUAAAUAAUUCCAACCAGGAGUAAUCUUAGUUCUUUUUACUCUGAUAUUGCUUUAUUUUUUGUUUUUAUUUAUAAUUUCCCUCAAAAUAUUUCCACUCUCCAUUUUUCCAAUUCCUCGCCGAUUAAUUCGUACAUUAUCCGCGAUCGAACAUGCCGGCGCCGCCGAUUUAGUUCUUGGGUUUUCCCUGCUUUUCAGAUCCGUUUAAUCAUCAUCAGUCUUGAUAACUUCACUUACUGUGAGAUAUGUGUGGAUGAAGGAGUUGGGGGUAGUUUGCUUCAGUUUCUUGUAACUGGAGGGUAGUUGAAAAGAGCAAAAAAAGAGUGUUGUCUGGGUGCUUCAGAUGAGAAGAACUGAUGUUACUGACAGUAGAAGGAGGAGGGUUCUUCUCUUCUUCAGCGUCUGGGUAUAGCAAGGGCUUGACCCUUCUUCUCUUGGGUCAGAAGCACGAGGACAAGCCCAUGAGAGUUUCGCCAUGGAACCAUUACCAGUUGGUGUACCAAGAACCUGAUCCUGACCUCCAGCUGGCUUCCAUCAAAAACCGGCUUUCCCGUGGGUGCGCCUCUUUUGUCUGCUUUGGUCGCACUUUCGCAGGACUUGAUACCCCAUUGCAUUUGAAAGUUGGCCCUGUUCAACAACAGGAUGUAUUGCCAGGGCCUCUUGUUUCAGAUAAGACUAAUGAUCGCGCAACUCAACUUGAUGAUGGAAAUAAUAAUGCAAGAAAGGUUGCCCUUAAAAGUAGUUUGAAGAAGCAACCAAAUAAUACUCCAGUUCCUCUUGAGGAUGUUAAUGACCGUGAGGCAUCAGGGGAAAAGGAUGGCGAUAUCCCUAGUUAUGCAGAACGAAGAAAGGUGCAGUGGACAGAUGCUUGUGGUAGUGAGCUUGCUGAAAUAAGGGAAUUUAAGCCCAGUGAAACAGGUGGUUCAGACAAUGAAUUCGAAAAUGGAAGUGAAAGAAAUUGUUCAUGUAGAGUUAUGUAGUUUGGCCAUUUGUUGAGUUCAAUGAUGCAUCAAGUAAAUUGGUGCUGAAUCUUAUGUUGGAAAUGCCCAAUUGAUUUGUGGGCAAAGAAGAAGCAAAUUUUGUUUUGAUUCAACAUGGAAAUGAAAUGGAAUGCAACCGAUAGAGAGGAUCUUUUAUGUCAAUAUUUAAACAUUUAAUUUGAGAUUUUCAAUUUUGUCAUCCUGCCUGGGCUUCACUUUGUUUUUCUUUUUCUUUUUUUUUUUUUUUAAAUUAUAUUAUUGUUGUUGCAUGACUCUGUUGUCCAUUAUUUCAUGGUAAUUAAUGCGUCAUAUUUUUUGAGCUCAAUCAUUUGUAGUUAAAAAGGAUUUUCAUGCUGUGCUUCUUCUCUUACUACUGGUUAAGAAAGAAGGGUUGCAGUGGCGGUGAAUG